This is a messenger RNA of Paraglomus brasilianum, 2010 nucleotides long. NCBI's taxonomy places the organism in Eukaryota, Fungi, Glomeromycota, Glomeromycetes, Paraglomerales, Paraglomeraceae. The record is from the annotation of a GenBank genome assembly.
AUGCCAAUGAAUGUGAUGUCGAAAGCUCAAUUUGAGACUCCAAUGGUGCCAUCCCAGCCUUGCGGUUAUGGUGUUUCAGGACUUGGAUACCUGCCAUAUGCAUAUUACCUUCCCCAGCUGUCUACACAGCAACCCCUCCAUCCAUCCCCACAGCAAAUCUCGCAAAGUCCGCGAUACGAUCUUACCCUGGCUAAUCUUCAUUCAGCAUAUGGACAACAUACUCGUCCCUCCCCGCCAAACGUUCCAAUCAGGCUUUUACAAAUGUCAUCGACAAACCAGACUUCUACAAUAUCCGAUGUCACAGUCUCUGAUACUAUACUCUACACUUCGGAGCAAGUACCUGUAAUCACUUACAAUCAAGAGUCGGAAACAUCUCCCGAUGUCUUGGUUGAUAUCUGGUUAGGAGCACCCGAGGAAGACGAUGCAAAAGCAAACGCAGGCUUCGAGAGCGAUGCGUCAUCGGAAUCAGAACUAAUGACUCCUGAAUAUGGCUCGCCACCACCAACACCUACAGAUUUUCUUGGUGAACCAGAGGAAUUAUUCAGUCUUGGUCUCUCAGAAGAGUGCGAGCAGAAAAAACCCAUCACAAAAAAGUCGAAAAAGUCUAUCCGAUACAUCCAGUGCCCCGUCUCUGCCCCAUCCCCUGCCCCUACGCUUCCCUCAAGUCCAAAAGAGGCGAACAGCGACCAACAGUCUGUCUUGGAUCAUCAAGAAGCCUUGUGCGCUGUAUCGGCUGGUUUGUCUGCCACCGAAGAUUUAUCCGAUGCCACUGGUGCUGAAAGACAGCUGGUGAAAACCAUUCGCCUAGAUAAAUUGACAAUCAGAACUGACCUUGAGACUCCUGUAACCCCGUUGACAACACCCGACCUUGUAAGCGAGUUUGGUCGAAAGCGUCGCUCUUUGGAUCUAUCGGACGACGAGAAUUCAACAGAUUCCGUCAAUUCCGAGAGCAAACGACGUUGCGCAAGACCAACAAACGGUAUGACUGCGCAAGACCACAAACGUGUUCGCGAAGAAGACAAUGAUGAAACCGCAUCUGUUUCCAAGCGAAGAAAGGACGAAAUAGAUGAUAGUACGUCCGAGACCGCCUCGGAAGAUAGCAGCGAUUCCGAAUAUCGACCAAAUAGCAACAACGGUGGUCGUAAAACAUUCAACAGCCGCAAGAUCGGUUCCUUGUCACAAAGAGGUCGUGGAACGCUUGGAAAGAAAAAGCCAAGUAAAGGCAAAACCACAAAGGGAAAUACUGGAGGAACUGUAAAGAGUCGUCAAUCUGGAAAGCCUACAAGUCCAAAGAAAUCGAGCAAACCUACCACACCGACGCCAAUGAUUGUAAGUCCUGCACCAAGCGAAACUCUUACUCCAACUAAUCCCAUUGAUGAAUGGGAAGGCGUUCCACUCGCUGACCCUCGUCCGACGCAGACUCCAACGAUUUUCCAACAGUUGACUCAAAGUGGGAUCGAUUGGUGUCGUUACUGUGGGACCACCGAGGGUGUUAAUUGGAGACCGGGUCCAUGGGGAAAGAGGACUUUGUGCAAUAAACACGGUUGUGAUUAUAAAGGAUAUGGGUUUGCUUGCAAGUUGCCUCGUCUCGACUUGACUGCGUUCAUGAAUGAAACUGUCGAGGAUAGGGACCGUCCAGUCUUACAGCUUUACUGUACUGUUUGUCACAAGCAAGAAUCGUAUUUCGGUAACGUCCUCGUUCGUUGCGAAGGAUGCCCUCAUGCAUACCAUCAAUCGUGUUAUCCAAAUUGCAUCAGUGAUGAUAUUGUUAAUGGGACUCAAGCAUGGUAUUGCGAACGAGCAUGCCAUGAUAACUUGAGACGAAAGAAAAUUGUUGUUGAACUGCCACGCAAGCGCCUUCCAUUGAUGUCGACUCCGAAACCACAAACUUCAGCUUCGAACGCAGAUAAUAACCAAAACUUUAAUCAGAACAAUAGUACAAACACUGCUGCGACGGCAUCAGGGGUUCUAGCACGUCCUCGCUCAUCGCGUAACUCGAGCAGAACCUAA